GAAAGAAAUCAUGAGACCGACAUUGUUUUGUCCACUUUUUACGUAGAGCUAUUCAAUCGCCAUCUAUUGAGAUUAUCGGAAAUUAAGUUCCAACAGACGGGAUGAGGGGUGAAUUGUGUAACCUAUUAUGCAGACUGUGCUGGCUCUGUCAGAAUUGCAGAUAAUGUAAAAUUAAAAUAAGUUUCCAAAUGUGGCCAUCCUUAUAUUAAUGCCACAAUGAGUUCUUUACAACAGUCGAGUCGCUUUAUACCAUUCACGAAUAGUGCUCAGCGGUCACAACUACUUCCUGGACAAGGAACUUUCCCACAAAGCCUCAGUGGAAGUGAGACAGAUGUUUCUACAUCUAAUGAGAACCUAAGCCAUGAAGAAAGAUAUGUAAUCAAGCACACAGCACGACAAGAGCCACAAGGGCAGGAGAAUCUUAGCUCAAACAGAAGCAGUUUAGAUGUAUCGUCGUCUUCCUAUAAUACUCUCAUCAUCCAUGGAGCUGGCGAUGAGAGCUGGACUGGCCGGUUAUCGGGUAUUCGAGAUAUGCAAGAUGGAAAUGGUCAGAACUACUUGUCAUCUCAUUCCUACAGUGCAUCACCAACUGUGGAAACAAACAAGAAAAUGGGAUCUCAUUCCCAUUCUCCUUCUCCUUCACUCUCAUUGGGCAGCAACAAAGAAGGUCGCAUCUAUGAUCCCAGUGUUCGUGAGAUAACUGAUAUUCCUGAUGAUUACUUGAGUCAAUCACAGGUUUUAAAACACCUUGCAAAAGAAGUGAAGGUUGUUCCAUGUGGCACAGAGGGAAGUAAUGGAAUUAGAGAAUCUGCUGCAGGAGAUGACGAGGAAGAGGAGGAAGAAAGUAAAAGAGGGGAUUCUUGUGACAGACCAGAACGAUUAUCUGCAGGCAGAGAACUUACACCACGACCUCCACCAGAAUAUCCAAAAUGGCUUGACUCCCCUGUGUCAUAUAGGUUAAGAGGUACUGGUGCUGGUCCCACAGGAACCCUUGCUGAUAAGAUCAACCUCUCAAGAUCCCAGCCAGAUCUUUCUCGCAUUGGUGCCAGCAAAAUUGGGAGUCCCAGGCCAAAAACAAAUGGACGUGAGGAUGUGAGGAGGGAUGUUUGGCCACCAGCGGAAAUGGUUGAAAUCCUGAUCCAAGAAAAUAGCUCGCUAAAAUUAGAACUUGAAACUUGCUAUCAAAAAGUGGCAAAAUCACAGAAGUUGGAGCAAGAGAUAGCCAAAGUACACAGAGCACAUGAGGAACUAGUCCAGGGUUCAGAGCGUCGUGAGCGACUAGAGCGUGCUGCUCGCACUAAGCUGCAGACAGAAGUGCGGCGGCUUCAAGAAGCAAACCGUGCUCUUAGAGAACAGGCGGAAUUACUGUCUGCACAGCUUCUAACAGGGCCCCGAGUGUCAGUAGCAGCUGCUGCAGAGCACUCUGCCGAUUCACGUCUUAGAGAAGAACUCAAUCGACGAGAAAUACUAGUUGCCCAACUUAUCACACAGAACAAAGAGCUUGCUGCAGCAAAGGAGCGCCAGGAAAUUGAAUUAGCUGCUCAGAGAGCUACGUUGCAAGAGCAGAGAACACACAUUGAUAUUCUGGAUACUGCUCUCACAAAUGCACAGGCAAAUGUAGUGAGAUUGGAAGAAGAGUGUCGAAAAAAGCAAGUUUAUGUUGAACGAGUGGCUCAGUUGCAGCGUGCACUAUCGUCACUUCAGUUAGCAAGUGAGCGUCGAGAGCAGACUGAACGAAAACUGAGGCAGCAGCUGGAGCAAGAGUUGCGUUCAGAGCGUGGUGGCGGUGGUGAAGGAGCAGGGUCUGGAAAUGGAGCUGAUAACAAGUCAGGAGAAUCUGCCGGUAAUGGAGCACCAUCGAGUAGCGAAGUAAUUGCUGAACUAAAACGACAACUGAGAGAGCGUGAUGAUCGAUUAGUACGGCUUGAAGGUGAAGUGGCCAAAUGGGAACAGCGAUAUCUGGAAGAGAGUGCGCUUCGCCAAGCUGCAAUAGAUGCUGCUAGUAUUCCCAAGGAUGCAAAAAUAGCUGCCCUUGAGAAAACAAGCCAGGAAACUGAAAAAUUGAUUGCUGAAGCAAGAUCUGAAAAGAUACGCCACAUGGAUGAAGUCCAUGCAGCUCAGAAAAAAGUAGCUGAUCUAGAGUCCAGGUUAAAGGACCUAGAAUCAAAGCUUGCAGAACGUGAUGCGAUGAUCAGGGUGCUACAGAAACACACAUAUGAUAAAGAUGUGUCUAGUUUUCCGAGCAUGCUGGUAUGUUCACCUCAUCACACCCCUCAUCCCAGUCUACAUGGCAAUUCUGAUCUUGGUGUUUUGGGAACUUCAGUUUCCAGAGAGGAACUCGACCCUGUGUCUACAACCAGUGUUUUCUCCACUGUCAGUGGAGCAAGCUGUAGUACUGGCAUCAGUUCGUACACAGGGAGCUGUAGUGACUCUGCUGGUAGCAAGCUGAGCUCUUACCAUCGCCCUCUGACUUCAAGUUAUGCUGCAACUCGUACAAAGUAUGGCAGUGUUGCAGCAAACAAGAGUUUUGAUGAAACAAACAAGUCACUUGAUGACCAGCUUAAAGAGUUAGAUUCUCAGCUGGAUUCUCAACUCCUCAGUAAGGUGGCGAGGCUGUAUGGAAGGGACUUCUUGGUAUGCAAUGGGUGGCAGCUGUCAAAGAGGAGUCAACUGCUGGUGGUUGGGUAGGUUUAACAAGUAGCUGUCUUUGAGGUGGAGGUCAACAUUGAGGAAGAUGGCUUGUUGCGGUAAAGAGGACCAGAUGAGGUGAAUG
Molecule: messenger RNA, 2773 nt
Organism: Schistocerca piceifrons (Central American locust)
Lineage: Eukaryota; Metazoa; Arthropoda; Insecta; Orthoptera; Acrididae
Product: angiomotin-like protein 1
Exons: 13
Coding region: 217-2688 (823 amino acids)
Biological process (GO): actin cytoskeleton organization; regulation of cell migration
Cellular component (GO): bicellular tight junction; cytoplasmic vesicle; plasma membrane
Source: RefSeq, a predicted model, not a curated record